AUGGAAGAUGCAAAAGUAAUCAAUUAUGUGAGCUCACUAAAACGAGUGUAUCCGGUACGAACAUCUGGUAAUGGAAAUUGCCUUCUACAUGCUGUACUCCUAGCUAUGGUGGGUAUCCACGAUUUGAACCUUCAUUUACGUGAUCGACUAAAAACUUUCAUGGAAACAAAUGAGAAAUCACUUAAAACUCACUGGCGAACACAGCGAUUGAGAAAUGAUCGAAUGUAUGGUGUUCAAUUGGAAGAUACAGAACUUGACAAAGAAUGGCAAGAAUUAUGUGAUCUGGUUCGAUACGAAAAUGUUGAAGACGAACAAGCAACAACGUGUCUCCGUUUUCUCGAGGCAGUACAUGUUUUCUCACUAUCGAAUAUGCUUCAACGACCGAUUAUUCUCUUCUCCGAAGAUGUCAUUCGAAAUAAAUAUGGUGAAGCAAUUUCGAUCAAUGAUCUUUCUACAACACAGAAAGUAUCGAAUAAUCGCCCAUCGAAAGCUCAAAUUAAUAAUAGAAUAAUACGUGAGCAAUCAUCAUCAAUAUAUUUAUAUAAUUAUUCACAAAUGACCCAAAUUACAACGAGACAAAUCCCUUAUUCACACAAUCAUGAUCAAUAUUCAUUGACAAACUAUCAAAAAUAUUCGUCUCAUGACAGUUUCAAAUAUGUCAUUCCAUCACAAGAACAAGCAUAUGAUCAAGUAAAAUACACACAAAUAGCAUCUGAUGAAUCAAAUGCUUUUAAUCAUUAUCUUGAUCUUGAAGGACAAUAUCUUCCAGAAGUAUUAUUCAAUGAAUCAUUAGAAAGAUAUUCUCCACAACAAAUGUCAAUAAUACCAUAUAAUGAUUUUAGUAAUAUAGAGCGAAUUGAUAUUCAACAUAUACUCAAUCCUAUUCAACAAGAUUAUUUUCAUACUGUUCAACCAUAUGCAUCCAGUGUAACAUUUAAAAAUAAUUAUGAAGAUGAUCAUCUUUUAGUUGAUAAUGAAUCAAUGACGGUAGCACCUAUACAAACAGGUUCUUUUUUAUUGUCAAUUUAA
Rotaria sordida is the source of this 1029-nucleotide messenger RNA. The record is from the annotation of a GenBank genome assembly. Lineage: Eukaryota; Metazoa; Rotifera; Eurotatoria; Philodinida; Philodinidae.